GCUGUGCUGCUGUCCGUCUCAGCCCCUUUAAACAUUUUCCUGCUGCUUCUGUCCACUUGUGUAAAGAGGCAGUGCUGGUCAGUCAUCCCAGGCAGAAGGAAAGGAUAGCAUCUGUUGGCUGGUUUCUGCAGUGUUGUGGAGCCCCACAGGAGAGCAGAAUGCCUGCUGGGAGAGGAGGGGAUGGAGCUGCUGGGUCAGGAGGCUGUGGGAUGAUGGCAGCAGCCCCCGGCCGGGUUCUUCGGUCUUGGAUGCGGAUGGUGCUGGCGUGGAGCGUUCUGGUGCCUUUGGCAGGUCACGGAGGUGCAGAGGCAUGCCCCACUCCCUGCAGCUGCCUGGGCAACACGGUGGACUGCCAUGGCCUGGGGAUCCACGCUGUACCCAAAAACAUCCCCAGGGGAACUGAGAGGCUAGACCUGAAUGGAAACAAUCUGACGUUCAUCACCAAGUCAGACUUCUCUGGUCUCAAACACCUCCGAGUCCUUCAUCUGAUGGAAAACCAGAUCAGUAACAUUGAGAAAGGAGCUUUUGAUGAUCUUAAGGAGCUGGAACGACUUCGCCUAAACAAAAACCGUCUCAGCCAGCUUCCAGAGGUGCUCUUUCAGAAGAAUGAAGCCCUGUCUCGACUAGAUCUAAGUGAAAAUGCCAUCCAGGCCAUCCCGAGGAGAGCUUUCAGAGGUGCAACAGACCUUAAAAACCUUCAGCUGGAUAAAAACCAUAUCAGCUGUAUUGAGGAGGGGGCUUUCAGAGCUUUGCGAUCUCUGGAAGUACUCACACUGAACAACAACAACAUCAGCAGUAUUCCAGUCUCCAGUUUCAACCACAUGCCAAAGCUCCGCACCUUUCGUCUCCACUCUAACUCUCUGCGCUGUGACUGUCACCUGGCCUGGUUGUCUCCGUGGCUGCGGCAGCGGCCAGCUUUGGGCCUCUACACUCAGUGUAGCUCUCCUCCCGCUCUGAGGGGCCUCAACCUGGCUGAGCUGCGCAAAAGCGACUUUGCCUGCUCAGGUCACAGUGGCAGUGCUUUCGUUCAGCCAUGUAGUUUGGCAUCUGGCUCUUGUCCUCCAAUGUGUUCCUGCAGCAACAACAUUGUUGACUGCCGAGGGAGGGGCCUAACUGCAAUCCCUGCCCACCUGCCUGAGGGUAUGACUGAGAUUCGUCUGGAGCAGAACGGCAUCAAGUCAGUUCCUCCAGGCGCCUUCACGUCCUACAAGAAGCUCAGACGAAUAGACCUGAGCAACAACCAGAUAUCUGAGAUUGCUCCUGAUGCUUUCCACGGCCUCCGAGCUCUCAAUUCACUAGUUCUGUAUGGUAAUAAGAUCACUGAGCUGCCCAGUGGAGUGUUUGAUGGUCUGGCCUCUCUGGAGCUGCUGUUGCUGAACGCAAAUAAAAUCCACUGCAUCCGCGCCACAGUGUUCAAAGACCUCGAGAACUUGGCUCUUCUGUCGCUGUACGACAACAAGAUCCAGAGUUUGGCCAAAGGCACCUUCAGCUCACUGCACAGCAUCCAGACACUCCACUUGGCCCAGAACCCCUUUGUAUGUGACUGUAAUGUGAAGUGGCUGGCAGACUUCCUGCGCUCAAACCCCAUAGAGACCAGCGGAGCACGCUGUGCCAGUCCUCGCCGCCUUGCCAACAAACGCAUCGCACAGAUCAAGAGCAACAAGUUCAGAUGCUCCGCCAAGGAGCAGUACCACAUCCCGGGUACUGAAGACAGACGUCUGAACUACGAGUGUAACAGUAAACCAGUGUGUCCUGCUAAAUGUCGCUGUGAAGCCAACGUGGUCGACUGCUCCAACCUCCGCCUCACUAAGUUCCCGGAACACCUGCCGUCCUCCAUUGAAGAGCUGCGUCUCAACAACAAUGACCUCUCCGUGCUGGAGGCCACAGGAGCCUUCAAGGGCCUGUCGCAGCUGAAGAAAAUUAACCUGAGUAACAACAAGAUUUCAGAGAUUGAGGACGGCGCAUUUGAGGGCGCUUCCUCAGUGGUGGAGCUUCACCUGACAGCCAACCACCUGGAAUCUGUGAGGGGGAGCAUGUUCAGAGGCAUGGAGGGCCUGCGCAUGCUGAUGCUGAGGAACAAUAGGAUCAGCUGUAUCCAUAACGGUAGCUUCACGGGGCUGACCAACGUCAGGCUGCUCUCCCUUUAUGACAACCAGCUGAGCACCAUCCUUCCUGGAGCCUUCGACACCCUGCCCAACCUGUCCACACUAAACCUCCUGGCCAAUCCUUUUAAAUGUGACUGCCGCCUGUCCUGGUUUGGGGCGUGGCUUAGAAGUCGGCGAAUCGUGACAGGGAAUCCUCGCUGUCAGGGGCCCGCCUUCCUUCGAGAGAUCCCACUGCAAGAUGUAGCUGUACCUGAUUUCCGCUGUGAGGAUGGCGCUGUGCUGGAGGACAGCAGCUGUGCUCCAGGUCCUCAGUGUCCCAGCCACUGUACCUGCAUGGACACAGUGGUCCGCUGCAGCAACAAACACCUGCAGGCUCUGCCUAGAGGACUGCCACGCAAUGUCACUGAACUGUAUCUGGAUGGGAACCAGUUCACCAGCGUUCCUAAAGAGUUAGCCACAUUUAAAUACCUGCAGCUUGUAGAUCUGAGCAACAAUAAAAUCAGCUCCCUGUCCGAUGAUUCCUUCUCCAACAUGAGCCAGCUCACCACACUGAUCCUCAGUUACAACUCACUACGUUGUAUCCCUCCUCUGGCACUGGGUGGCUUGCACUCUCUUAGACUGCUCUCUCUCCAUGGCAACGACAUCUCAGAGCUGCAGCAGGGUAUCUUCAGUGAUGUGGUCUCCCUGUCUCACCUAGCAAUUGGAGCCAACCCGCUAUACUGUGACUGCCGUCUGCUGUGGCUGUCAGAGUGGGUGAAGAGUGGCUAUAAGGAGCCUGGUAUCGCCCGCUGUGCCGGCCCCCGCGGCAUGGAGGGCAAGCUGCUGCUCACCACGCCUGCCGACAAAUUCCAGUGUCUGGGUCCAGUGGAGGCGUCUGUUCAGGCCAAAUGCAGUCCAUGUGUGUCCUCCCCCUGCCAGAACCAGGGCGUCUGCAAAGUCCACCACACACAACAGUACACCUGUAUCUGCAAGUCUGGCUUCACGGGUAAACAUUGCGAGACUCCAGUGGAUGCCUGCAUCAGUAACCCCUGCACUAAUGGAGGAACCUGCCUGACAGAUGAGCAGACCCGAGGAUUCAGCUGUGCAUGUGCUUUUGGUUUCCAUGGCACUUUUUGCGAAGUGAACGUGGACGACUGUGAGGACCACGGUUGUGAGAACGGCGCCACCUGUGUGGAUGGAGCUGGCAACUACACCUGCUUGUGUCCUCCAAACUACAUAGGUCUGCUGUGUGAAGAAGAGGAAGGUGUUUGCUCUCCAGGUAGAAACCCCUGUCAGCAUCAAUCCACCUGCGUCAGCACUCCUACUGGCCCCAGGUGUGUCUGUAUCCCAGGUUGGGUGGGGCCAGACUGUGGUAUAAAUUAUAACGAGUGCGUGGAUCAUCGGUGUCAGAAUGGAGCCCAAUGCGUCGACCAUCUGGACAGCUACAGUUGUGUUUGUCCACAGGGAUACAGUGGUGAGUUUUGUGAGGUGGCCCUUCCUGCCCCGCUGCCUUGCCAGCUUGCUCAGUGUCAGAACGGUGCCCUCUGUGAGGAAAGGCUCGGGACUGCGAAGUGUCAGUGUCUCCCGGGCUUUGAGGGUCAGAGCUGUGAGAAGCUUGUCAGUGUCAACUUUGUUGACAGAGAUUCUUAUGUUCAGCUUCAAGAUGUCAAAAACUGGCCUCAGACCAACAUCACACUACAGGUGUCAACAGCAGAGGAAAAUGGUAUCUUGCUCUAUAACGGGGACAAUGAGCCAAUCGCUGUGGAGCUCCAUCAGGGUCAUGUCAGGGUCACGUACGACCCUGGAAACCAGCCUGCCACUGCUAUCUACAGUGCAGAGACUGUCAACGAUGGGCACUUCCACACAGUAGAGCUGGUGACCUUUAAUCGGAUGGUGAACCUGUCAGUGGACGGAGGAGAGCCAACAACACUGGACAGUCAGGGAAGAAGUCAGCCAGCAACAGGGGAGGCCCCUCUGUAUGUGGGAGGUAUGCCUGAGGAAGUGAUGCCGGCCUCUCUGGGUCUCUCCUCUCAGACCCUCAACACAUCAAGUUUCCACGGCUGCAUCAGGAACCUUUACAUCAACCACGAGCUGCAGGACUUCACCCGCAGCCACAUGAAGCCGGGGGUGGUGCCGGGCUGUCAAGCCUGCCGCAAACUCUACUGCCUGCAUGGCAUCUGCCAACCCAACGGUGCACAGGGUCCUCAGUGCCACUGCCAGCAAGGUUGGACAGGACAACACUGUGACCAGCCAAUAACAGGAGGCCUUACUAGAGUAGAUGUUGUCACUCUAGCAGCUGGUGCUAACCCAUGUGAAAGCAGCAAGUGUAUGAAGGGUGUGUGCGUGGUGCUGGACCCACAAACGUACCGCUGCGACUGUGAGGAAGGAUAUCACGGUGCGCUGUGUAACCUCCAAAAGCAGCCAGCAGGCUCGUGCCGGGGUCUACAGUGUUUGCACGGCCACUGUCAGAAGACAAAGGAUGGAGAAAGUUGCGUCUGUGAUCAGGGGUACACCGGCGAGAGCUGUGAUAUCGAGUCCCCGUGUCGAGGCGAGCCAGUUAGGGAUUACCACCGGCUGCAGCGCGGCACAGUCCUCUGCCAGACGUCAAAACCUUUUUCCUGGGUUGAGUGUCAAGGUCGCUGCCAAGCAACAACCAAGCCGGGCGUCACCGCUGCCUCCUGCUGUGCUCCUCUGAGGGUCCGACGCCGGCGGCUCGCCUUCGAAUGCGACGAUGGCACCUCGUUUACGCAGGACGUGGAGAAGCCUGUGGAAUGUGGCUGCAAGGAGUGUGUGUAGUACUGAUGGUGCACACACACACACACACACACACAUCCAGACACAUAGUUUCAAACACGGCACGCACACCAAGCUAAAGAGGUACACACACUGUAGGAUUUGUCUCACUGAUAAACAGACAUUUUUGGUGUUUUGUGCUCAGACGCAGUUUUGUAAUAUAAGACAGUUCUUCCCUCUCGAGACAUGAAAUCAACGAGUCAACCUCAUCAUCAUCUUCCUCUUCUCCACCUGCUGUAGGAGAACCUGCUCUAACUACCUACUGUAACUCCAGCUCAUUAGUAAUGCUUGUGUCAUGAGAAGUACGCCUUCUCUUUGUUCCCGCACCACAGCAAACAGGGACUUGUUGGAGGAAGUAACGGCACUAAUUAUUCUGGGACUCAUUUACAAUAAAGAAUCUUUUACAUUCAAAGCUGAGCAUUUGAGAAUUACUCAGUUUUUUUUUUUUUUUUCAGCAGCGCUAAACAUCCUCCAAGUCAGAUUUAUUCAGCCUGCCUUCAGCCACAUUUUCUGAAAUGAGGAUAAACUCACAUAAAAAGAUGCUCAGUCGCGUCUGCUGUACAGCUCAGUCUUCUGUCAUAUCAGCACUGCUUUCAUAGCAGUUUUAAUUUAGGAAAACUGAAUUUUUCAUGGUCAGUCAUUUAAUAUUUCAACAAGGGCUGUGUAAUGGUCUUAAAGGUGCAAUCCAAAUUUAUAAAACCAUCAAACUGUUAAACCAGAUUGGACUCUUCAGUGAUUUGAAGAACAGAGAAUAAUUGAUUGACAGGAUCGCUGCACACACUCAGCAAAAGCUUUCCUUUAAAACUUUUCAUGUUUUCUCAUGGUUUUAAAUACUUCUUUAUACUAGUGUUAAUAAAACAGACUUUUAUUUGUACUUUGGGUAUGUAGCUCACCCAAGUGCUUCUCUUUCUCUUGUAAUAAACUCUAUAAAUGUGUUUGGUCUUCAAAUGUAUCUUGUCAAAAAUAUUUUGGGGGCUGCGUGGCAGUGUCUUCUUAUUAUCUCGUUAUGCUUUAUGGACACUGCACAGUAUUUAUAUUAAUUUCACAGAAUUACAAUAAUACUGCAUUUGUGUUAUAUCAGAUUAAUCAUUUUUAAAUAUAUGUUCACACCCCCCCCCAGGAGUCAUAACAAGUCAUAAAUAUUUCUGUUGAUGAGCAUAUCCCGUUGGUAGCAAAGGUGGCAAAGAUGGCAGGAAGCUCACAGAUGACUGUGGUUUACAGCGGUAUAAAUAAAAUAAUCAGAAGUAUUCGUGCUAAUGAUCAGAACCACGUCACAUCCUAAAAACACACACUGAUGUGGAGACUUCCUCUCUGAUGAUACCAACACCGUCUGAAGGCUGAAGAUGACAGAGACGUCACACAGGUGUGUGAUGCGCUCUCUUUGCUGCUGACCAGACUCACUUUCUCACAGUUUAGACUGGCAGGAGUGUGUGUGUGUGUGUGUGUGUGUGUGUCUGUGUGUUCUUGUUCUUCUCUAUUUGUGAGGAUUACUUCAAAGUCUCAGAGCUUUGGUACCAUAUUGUGUCUGUGACCAACACGUGAAUGAAUACCUUGUCAUUUAGUACAUUAAUUACUUUUUUAAAUCCAUAUUUACAUUUUUGCUUUAUUUGACCAAACUCCCUGAAACUCUUUUUAUUCUAUUAAUUUAUAUAAUACAUGAAAAUUUUUGGGCAUUUUUAGCUUGUUUACAUCAUGUGAUCCACUCAUGGAUCACAUGAUGCAGCACUGCACCUACUACUAUAGCAAUAAUGUUUAUUAGCUGAUGUCCUGCUUCUUUAGCUGAGCAAUUAUCAUUUGCCUGAAAUUGGUAACAAUAGUAACACUUUCAUAAUUUACCACAGCAAGAAAGGUAUCAAAUCCUCAAACAAAUGUUUGAUAUUUGCUGAAUCAUUUUCCUGCUCCAGCUCCACUUUAUUAAUUCCUAAUCCCUGAUUUUGGAUAAAUGGGCUGAAACUUUGGGAAUUAGACAUUUUUGAGAAAUUGGGCCUCUUGCCAAUUUAAGUGUUCAUCUAAACAAAAAGUAUUGACAUUUUUGAAAUGAUACCCAGCCCGCUGCAACAGCCUGGUAAAUAUCAUUCGAAGUAAUUUAAUGUGUUACCACUUUUUUUUUUGCUUUUUGUGCAUGACUGCAAACCAUAAUUGACAACCCGACCCUGAGCCUGACAUUUGCUCACAUCAUUCAAUGAAGCAAAAGCACAACUGAAAAGUUGAAUUUACAUACUCGAUGUGUGAAAUGCAUCUGAAUUGCAGUUUUAAUGCAAUCCUAUGAUAUUAAGUUUAAGGGCUUACAGAAGGAGGAUCCGCACAAGUGUGGAAGUACAAAAACCCAUUGUGUGUGUGUGUGUGUGUGUGUGUCACUGUAAGAUGCUUCCAACAACAGGACGUCAUCCCGUCGAAAUGAGCUUCAUUAUCCAGCGAUGCAGCGUGUGUGUUCAGAUCAAACGCUCCCUCUCCAAUUUGUCGGUGAAUGCACCGCAUAUAUAAAAGUGUAGCUUUUAUAUAUGAUGUCAUGUUAUUUAUAUGGAUGUGAAACUAAAAAUAAAAGAUGUUUAAUAUUAGUUUUAACAUUGAAGGCCCGGGUGUGUCAUGAAUCUGAAUUAAACUAAUGUAGCUUUUAUUGUUCUAAUUGUUAUAACUGCAGUACAUCUACACACAGUAACAACCUAACAGAUUGUAAUAUAUAUUAUAAUAAGCUUAUUUGGUUUUGUCAUAGUAUUUUUAUAUGUUGGAGAGGAUGUUGUCUCUGUAUAAUCUGUAGUCUGUAGGAAAAUCUUUGUUUUAAGCUGUCAAAAAAAAAAAAAAAAGUGUUUCCAAAACCAGCUUCACAUCAUUCAUGGGAAUUUUACACAAACAAAAAAAAAAAAAAAUCUGUUGUCAUGGUUUGUGUUGUCUCGCCUAA
Archocentrus centrarchus (flier cichlid) is the source of this 7776-nucleotide messenger RNA. It is a transcript of the gene slit1b, whose product is annotated as slit homolog 1b (Drosophila). Lineage: Eukaryota; Metazoa; Chordata; Actinopteri; Cichliformes; Cichlidae. The transcript is spliced from 38 exons. Gene Ontology annotation, molecular function: calcium ion binding; heparin binding; Roundabout binding. The record is from RefSeq and is a predicted model, not a curated record. Gene Ontology annotation, biological process: axon guidance; negative chemotaxis. Bases 159 to 4880 code for a protein of 1573 amino acids.